Saccostrea echinata is the source of this 2330-nucleotide messenger RNA. RefSeq lists its product as uncharacterized. The record is from RefSeq and is a predicted model, not a curated record. The coding region runs from base 1 to 2106 and encodes 701 amino acids. The transcript is spliced from 4 exons. Gene Ontology annotation, cellular component: extracellular region. Lineage: Eukaryota; Metazoa; Mollusca; Bivalvia; Ostreida; Ostreidae. Gene Ontology annotation, molecular function: chitin binding.
AUGGAUGAAACAAUUACCCUUCUCCUAACUGUCGAGUCACAGAAGGCAAUAAAUAACUGUAACAAUAAAUCAGACCUGGAGAUUUGGACAGAAUUUCUGUCCACAGAUAACGCACUAUACUUGGUAUUUGCAGCAGUGCUUGAAUUCGCUUUUGCAGAACAUUUACUAGAAUUUGCCUCCUUAAGAUUAUGCGGAGAUACCUCGGACAUAAUUCCGGAUCCAACAGACUGUGGAUAUUUUUUUGAUUGCACGAAUUAUUAUGCAGUUCGUCAGCGCUGCGCACCGGGGACUUUUUUUAAUGACCUUACAAAGAAGUGUGAUUUUCCAGAAAAUGUCCCUCGAUGCGAAAAACAAUUGUACGGAGAAUUCAAGAAUAAUUACAACAUGGAUGGCGUUGCAGACCCAAAUGAAAUCAUAGUUGUUAACCCAGGUAAUCAAGAUGAUACAGAAGUCAAGAGUAUACCUUCCGAAGCAAAGCAGGCAUCAAAUUCUGCAGUUCAAAGUGAUAAAAAGGAUAUAGUUAUCGGAAAUAAUACGACAAAUGGAAAUCAUGACCCGUUUUGUUUUGGGAAAAAAGUUGGAAAUUACCCAGACCCCAAUAACUGUGAUUUCUUUUAUCAGUGUAGCUUAAUAUUAAGUCGAAGACAAAAGUGCGCUCCUGGGACUGUAUUCAAUCCAAAGAAAGACAGAUGCGACUUUCCAUCGCAAGUUAAAGGAUGUGAAAAUUCCUUUACGAGAAAAAGAUAUGGCUCAGUUGAACAAACACAUGUAAAGAAAGAAAUUUCUGGCACCGAUCUAAAGAAAGCACCAGACUUUAUUUUGCAGAAAUUUCAACGUCCUUCGAUUCCAUCAGCUACAACUACUUCGAGCAAAAGAUUUGAAAGUUCUACCAUUACUGCAAUAAAGCAAGACACUUCCAGUAAACAGUUAAGUUUAACAAACACGAAAUCAGAUGAAUCUCUGAAGAAGACUUCAGUGCAAACCACUGACAAGAAGACAAUAAAGCCAUCGAUUAAAGAUGCUGUGGUUUAUGUCAAGAAAGAGGGUGAGAAGCCAAAUGAGAAAGACUUGAUUUUUAAACAAAGGACCGUAGAUACAAAACUUUUCAGAACAGGGAAUAGAAAUCUGAAUAUGCGUUUUUCUCUUCGAGACCUUAUUAGAAAUGGCGGGAAGAAUCAGCCUGCUGCUAAAGAAGCUGUGACAACAACGGCCCAACCAACAUCAACAAGACAUGUUCGAUCAACUACCACAGUGUUAUUGCCUGUGGUUCCUACUAAAGCUUCUUAUAAAUCAAUGCUGGCAAACGAUUCUGUGUCUUAUUCAGAGGAAAAUCAGUCAAAAGUUCAAAACACACGUGUUAAUGGUGAAGUAGUGAAAUCAUACCCACAAACAUUUGAUGAGAUUAGAAGCAAAGUACAAAGUUCUUUGAACAAAGUUGUUGUCUCUGAAUAUAUACAAAUGGUACCUACAAAAUCUGAACAAAUGGGUGAUUCUGUUCACUCCGCGUCAGGCGCAAGAUACUCACAAAGAACAACAGCAGUAAACGCACAAACGACGACACCAUCACCUAAAACAGUUGACGAGGUCCUUGAAAAGGUUGGUCACACUGUCAAACAGGCUACAGUCGAAGGAGUACUAAGUGCCGCUCCUUCCCUUCCUUUGGAUACCUAUUCAGUGCAUGUUGAUAAAGAAGGUCAAGCCAGGAAGUUUCCAGUUAUAGAAACGGGAGAUAUCAACGGUAAUUUUGGAUCUCAAAAGGGGAUUCUUAGCAGUAUUGGUAGUACUCUUAGAGGGAAAACAGUAGACAAAAAUUUGAGGGAUUCUAUUGAAGCCAAAUUGAAAGCUUUAAUGUAUCUGACAACUUUCAUUAAAUCAGAGAGACUCAAUGAGAUAUUUAGAGAAACAUUACGAAAGAGUAAGCUGAUGGAUAAAUUUGCAAAGAAGACUACAAAUGGUUCCAAAGUGAUGGCUAAAACUGGCACUAAACGGAGAGGGAACGUGCAUUAUCCACGGCUUAUUAUCGUGACUAGUAUGGGGUCUGGAGAUUCCAAUAAAAAACUUUUAGAACAGUUUGAGGUCGGUUUGCCUCCAAAACAACGAAAUUGAAUUAUGCAAUUUUUUUAUGUGUUGUAAAGAUUUAUUAGAUUAGUGUAUAAUUUAUUAGCGACUAGUCAUAGAAAAUUGUGUAAGAUUGACCAUGAUGGAUAUUUUACAUGACGAAUGCUUGUAGUUAGUGCUUAGUUGUAAAGUUCGAUCAGUAUUUUCAUUUAGUAAGAAAUCCGCUAUUUAUGGCAUAACAGGGUAUUAUUAUCGUUGACUGUAAUUGUUUU